GACAGGAUAUCUGUUGUACUGUUUAAAGAGUGAGCGGUGCUUCCUCAAGCUUCGGUUUCGUGAAAGUAAACAAAAUAGUGAACAACGUCCAGAGGGAAAUAUUCCUUGUAGUUGGCAAAGUUAGAUAGAAUAUCUUCAAGAUGGUUUGUGGGGGAUUUACGUGUUCUAAAAAUGCUCUUUGUUCACUCAACGUGGUGUACAUGUUGGUUGGUCUGCUGCUGAUCGGCGUGGCAGCGUGGGGGAAAGGCUUCGGCAUCGUGUCCAGCAUCCACAUCAUCGGCGGGGUCAUCGCUGUGGGCGUCUUCCUACUGCUUAUCUCCAUCGUGGGUCUCAUUGGAGCCCUCAACCACCACCAAGUCAUGCUCUUCUUCUACAUGGUCAUUCUGUUCCUGGUGUUUCUUUUCCAGUUUGGUGUGUCCUGCUCCUGCCUGGCUAUUAACAAGGGACAGCAGGUGAAGCUGUUGAGUGCUACCUGGGCGUUGAUGAGCAACGACACGCGGCUGGGCGUGGAGAGCAAGUUGAACUGCUGUUGGCUGCUGAACAACAACCAGAGCAAGGAGCAGUCCAACGAGGACGUGAAACUCUGCAAUGCGCCCUGUAAGCAUGCCGGGUUCUGUUUCACCUGUGGGGACUUGAUGCUGCAGCACGCUGCAGAGGCUCUGAAAAUCCUGGGUGCAGUAGGACUCUUCUUCAGCUUCACAGAGAUCUUGGGUGUGUGGCUGGCUGCACGUUACAGGAACCAGAAGGAUCCAAGAGCCAACCCCAGUGCAUUCCUAUAAGAGCAGAGCGUGAAGAGGCCCACAAGUUACGCACCAUGAUAUAGACAUACACACACGCAAAAUACAACAUUGGAGAUACACAUACAUACACACAGAUGUGCCAAUAUGAAAAGAACAACACACACUCGCAGCCUGAUGCCAAUUGACAACCCACUAAGUACAUUCUGGUUCUCACAUGUGCAUACACACACACUGGGGAAGAAAAGGCCAUGUUGGUCUGUACAGUUUCUUCUCAUGUACGAUAGGACAGCUUUUUUUUGUAUUACUUCUAUGUCAGUGUUUCUCAACCUCUGGUCUGUGGACCUGCACUGCUCUUUGGGAUAAUGGGGACCACUCCCUCAGAUGCUAAUACUUAUUUACUUUGUUCUUAAUUAGAAGUUUUAAACAACACAUUUCUCCAGAGGUAUAUCUGGUUCAUGUUCAUUAGGCACCAAACAGAAGAACAUGUACAGAAACAAGGAGGGACCUGCACUUUUCCAAUAAGAAAGUUUUUAUUUUCCAUUCUACGUUUUGCUACGGUGUGCUCUAAUGAAUAUGAGCCUGUGCUCACUAGUCCCUGGUACCAAACCAGUUGAGAACGACCCCAUUCAGAGACCCCUAUCCCUGUCUGUCCAUGAUGUGGGUAGACUACACAGACGCAGCACCCUGUGCACCAACUACCAGCAUAGCACUGUGUGUGAUGGCAUACACAGAAUUGAUAUUUUUUUAACCAAGAAAAAUCUUUUAUAAUUUAAGGGUUUUGUCUAUGCCACAAAAUGUUGCAAUUGUGACGAUUUUACAUAGUAGACUUCUGUGUAGCUUCUGUUGAUUUUUAACAAGAUGUCAUUGGGUGCGGUGUGGCCAUCAAUAUUUCUUGACAAAGAAAGCGGUGCCUUAUAGAUCAUGUCAUGUUAGUGCCUUGGGUGGGAAUUAGAUUUUGUGCCAAACUAUUGAUUAAGAGGGGAUACUGAAUUGGAUAGUCUAUAGAGACAUUUCUCUUCCUUUUGAGCUAAAACAUUAAGCACUUUAAUGGAGUUCAGACAAUAAAAACGUAGGCGUAAUUCAGUUAACCCCCCCAUCUAUCCACAUAGCACUUUAUUCAACACAUGCAUUUGCUCCUGUAUAAUAUUACAUUUGUUUUGUUUGUGGUACUAUGGACACUAGAGGGCUUUGACACUGAGUAAAAGUUGUCAUUAAACAAUUCAUCUGGACCACCAGAGUUAAUACUGGAGAUAAUGCCUUUGUGGAGAUGCUAUGGGAAAUGCAACAUGUUUUUCUCACAUCUCUCCUUGGCCUGUCCUGAUAUGCACCACCCUCACCUCAAUUGUCUCUAGACAUAGAGCUAGGACAUUUUAACAUAUUUAAUGAAUGAACAAAACAUGUUUGCCAGUGUUGAUAGUUGUCACACACUCCUUCAUAAAAUAAGUGCAGCCAGUCUCAAAAGUUGAGACAAACUGUAGUCUGGAGAAUUAAAAUGAAUUUAACGCUUUGAUUAGGAAUAUACAAUUAAGGGAAAAUGUAGAACUACAGCACAAAGCAAUGGGCAGCACAGUUUUUGGAUGAUCUAGCUUAAGUGGUGUUCCACUACCUGCCUUCAUAUGUUGACACUGAACCAUCUGAUCCUUUUCUGUGCAUUUUUGUUUCCACUUUAUCUAUUUUGUAAUUAACCUGAAAGUGUUUUCCUAGUGGCACUUUGCCAGAUUUUAUUUAUUUGCCUGUCAUUGGAGGAAAUCAUUUGCUAUGGCCUAAUUGAUGCAAUCUUGAAAGAAGUUUAAAACUAGGGAUGUGCCUGUAGCUUUUAAAUACUUAGCAUACCAGUGACUGUUCACAAUAAUUGUCAAUUUGCAGCAUCUUAAAACUGAGCAAAGAGUUGAGGAAUGAGUUUUAUUAAGUAUUGCCCUUAAUGGUAACUCUGCUAAAAGCCUUUGGUUGCACAGCAAUGGGUUGUCAGAGUUAGUAUAUUAGUGAUGUGGCACUUCCGACGGCUGUGAGACUGCCACUAUACGUCCUGACUCAAGGUUUUGACCCUAAAGUUUGUCCAUGAUUGACAGAAUGACUCAUGUUCUAGAUUAUGGCAGUCUCAGCUUCCUGUUGCUUUUCACCCAAAUGGCUCCCUAUAUAGUGGACUGCUUUUAAGUAGUGCACUAUAUACGGAACGGGAUGCCAUUUGGGACUCAACGUUCUUACUGUGGACUUGAUUGCCUGCUUAACCUUAAGGUUUAUUUUUUGUGCAGCACGUUUUUCCUAUUAAAUGUCAUGAUUCAGGA
Molecule: messenger RNA, 3025 nt
Organism: Salvelinus namaycush (lake trout)
Lineage: Eukaryota; Metazoa; Chordata; Actinopteri; Salmoniformes; Salmonidae
Product: tetraspanin-31-like
Exons: 6
Coding region: 141-779 (212 amino acids)
Cellular component (GO): membrane
Source: RefSeq, a predicted model, not a curated record